Molecule: messenger RNA, 419 nt
Organism: Drosophila mojavensis
Lineage: Eukaryota; Metazoa; Arthropoda; Insecta; Diptera; Drosophilidae
Product: vasotab-like
Exons: 2
Coding region: 46-324 (92 amino acids)
Molecular function (GO): protein binding
Source: RefSeq, a predicted model, not a curated record
GGAAAUUAUAGAAAUACCUUCAGUCUUCAAGCUUCUACAUUCAACAUGAAAUCGGUGACUCUCCUGUUGCUUAUCGUCGCCAGCAUUUGUGUGCUCUCCGGUGCCAAUAGACCGAGGUCAAACUGCCCAACGAUAUGCACCCAGGACUAUAAGCCCGUGUGUGCCAUUUUGCGACGCGGUCGAGUAAUCAGCGCGUGCACCUUUUCCAAUAGAUGCGCGUUGAACAGACAGCAAUGCGUCAGAAAACAAAAUUGGAUUCUCAUUAACACGGGAAAAUGCCCUAGCGAUAGUAGGGAUUGCCCGACGUUCUUGAGGCCCCUCUAAACAUCUUUUGCAAUGGAAUUGAUUGUAUAUAUACAUGUAUUAUGUAAAUGUAUAUCAGUAUACUAUGACUAUUAAAAGCAACUGUAUGCAGUCUA